AUGACUCAAAGCGAGCUUAGGCGAUUAAGCAAAAUAAUACUUUCCAAAUAUCUAACCAAUGCUACUCAUAACAAAACUAACGUAAACUGGCAAUCUCAACUUGCCGCGACUAGUUGCCUCCUCGCCGGCUCUAGGCAACCAGUCAGGCCCGGCGUGAUUGUCGAGCCCCCCAACCAGAACGCCCUCGUGUGCAGGUACCGCUUGUUAUAUCGUCGCAUUGGGAGGAUGUCCUUCGUGUCGAGACUGUCCUCAUGCGGCGGGCCAGCCUCGUCAUUCUUCGUGGAAGCACUUUUGCCGGACAUGGACGCCCCAGUCGGUCUGGCCAAGGAGCCAGAAAGCAGAAGAUUCCCUCGUCAUGUGCCGACUCAGCCGUAUUCUCUUGAGGCAGGCAAAACGACUGCUUUGAGCGGCCAAAAUGCCGGCGGAAAAAGGGAUCGAAGUGAAGAACAUUCUUACGCAAUGAGUGGUCGUAAAAGGGGACUCAAAGAGAUGGACGCAAGUAGGACGACUGAAGAUGAGACUGUAGACGCAGUAAGCUCGGCUUCGGAGACGUCAGAGAACUGCCAAAAGACCAUGUAUGAGACAACGUCUGAACGGACAGGAGUAAACCAGAAUUGGCCCUCGGUCUGGGACGAGAAGACAAGCGGCAGAACCGUGGCCUCGUGGCCGGAGACAGACGAGACCGGGAGCAGUCAACUCAAACAGAGUCUCGCCUCUGAGGCCUUGUCGGUGUGGUCGAGAAACAAUGAAUGGCUGAAGGAUGAGCCGAAACAGCUCGAACCGUCUGACCUGUGGCACGACGACUGGCUCGGUCUGCAGGACAACCUCAGUCCGGCCAAAUCGUCGACUUUACCAGCCUUGGCGACAUGGCCCAGAGUCUCUUCGGUCUGGAGUGGCAACCGCUUCUUCGGAGAAGAUGGUGGUCAAGAAGCCUUCCACACCAUCAAUCCGGAUUGUUUUACAUCGCCACUUCCAGGUGAGCCUUCGUCU
Messenger RNA from Protopolystoma xenopodis, 990 nucleotides. NCBI's taxonomy places the organism in Eukaryota, Metazoa, Platyhelminthes, Monogenea, Polystomatidea, Polystomatidae. The record is from the annotation of a GenBank genome assembly.